Messenger RNA from Triticum turgidum subsp. durum (durum wheat), 1227 nucleotides. The record is from the annotation of a GenBank genome assembly. Lineage: Eukaryota; Viridiplantae; Streptophyta; Magnoliopsida; Poales; Poaceae.
AUGGCCUCAUUGCAAGUGGAAGUCUUUGGAUCUUUCAGAACAGGGCUCUAUCUACCAACAAGUGAUAUUGAUGUUGUAGUAUUUGAGACCAGGGCUAAGACUCCUCAAGGCCUAUAUGCUCUUGCGAAAGCAUUAUCUCAAAAAGGUGUUGCGAAAAAGAUACAGGUAAUAGCAAAGGCCCGUGUGCCAAUCGUAAAAUUCAUGGAAAGAAUUAGUGGAAUACCUUUUGACAUCAGCUUUGAUAUUGAUGGUGGACCACAAGCAGCGGACUUCAUCAAGGACGCCAUCAAGAAGAUGCCUGCUUUAAGACCUUUGUGUAUGAUUCUGAAGGUUUUCCUUCAUCAAAGAGAGCUCAAUGAGGUCUAUACUGGUGGGGUUGGGUCAUAUGCUCUUCUCACAAUGCUGAUCACACAUUUACAGUUGAUCUGGGGAGUGAAAGAUAUGCUGGGCUAUCGACAAUCCAAGGAACACAAUUUGGGAAUUCUUUUGAUCAAGUUUUUUGACUUUUAUGGACGCAAGUUGAACUAUACGGAUGUUGGAAUAUCCUGCAACUCUGCAAGAACCUUUUUCUUAAAGAGUGAUAAAGACUUUGUGAAUCUUGACCGACCACAUCUUAUAGCCAUUCAAGAUCCCAUGGUACCAGAUAAUGAUAUCGGGAAGAAUUCCUUCAACUACUUCAAGGUGAAAUCAGCAUUUUUGAAGGCUUAUUCAGUGUUAACUGAUGGCAAGUUGAUUACAAGCUUGGGACCAAACAGGAGCAUUCUGGGAACCAUUGUCAGACCGGAUUCGGUGCUCCUCGACCGUAAAGGCUGGAACACUGAUAGUGUGUUAGCUGACAUGUUAGCAGAACCCUGGGAACCGUUGCCCCAACGGUUUGACAGUGAGAAUGACGCAUUGUAUAACUGGCACACGUUAGACGAUGAUGAACCACUGCCCAGAAACACUCAACCUGCAUCUGAGGAAACUAGUUCAUCACCACUGGGGAAACGCAAGUCCUCCAAGUCAAAAAAGAAAUCACAAAAGAAGGCGAAGGCUGAUGCAUCAAGCAGUGAUGAUAAUGACAAAGAGGGGUCCAGAAGCAGAAGAGAACAGAGUCGGGGUAAAGGGUCGGCACAAAGUGAAAAAUCGCGUCGCAGUGGGGGAAGCAGCCGAAGAAGGAAAGGGACGCGAGAGUAUGACAGAUUUACAAACACACUCCCACAGUACACGCACAUCAGCAGAUGGUGA